AUGACGUAUACAGCUUCUCCCACAACAAUCACAGUUGCAGCUAUAUCAACCAGAGUUGCAGCAAUAACACCCGAAGUGCUGGCCUCAACAACCACAGCUGCUCCAACAACAACCACAGCUGCACAAACUUCAACAACAGCUUCUCCCACAACAACCACAGCUUCUCUCAUAACAACCACAGCGUCUCCCACAACAACCACAGCUUCUCCCACAACAAUCACAGUUGCAGCUAUAACAACCACAGUUGCAGCAACAACAACCGAAGUGCUGGCCUCAACAACCACAGCUGCUCCAACAACAACCACAGCUGCACAAACUACAACAACAGCUUCUCCCACAACAACCACAGCUUCUCCCACAACAACCACAACUUCUCCCACAACAACCACAGCUCCUACCACAACAACCACAGCUUAUGCCACAACAACCACAGUUGCAGCUACAACAACAAGAGCUGCAGCAACAACAACCGAAGUGCAGGCCUCAACAACCACAGCUGCUCCAACAACAACCACAUCUGCACAAACAACAACCACUGCUUCUCCCACAACAACCACAGCUUCUCCCACAACAACCACAGCUUCUCACACAACAACCACAGCUUCUCCCACAACAACCACAGAAUCUCCCACAACAACCACAGUUGCAGCGAAAACAACAAAAGCUUCAGCAAUAACACCCGAAGUAAUGGCCUCAACAACCACAGCAGCUCCAACAACAACCACAGCUGCACAAACUACAACAACAGCUUCUCCCACAACAACCACAGCUUCUCCCACAACAACCACAGCUUCUCCCACAACAACCACAGCUUCUCACACAACAACCACAGCUUCUCCCACAACAACCACAGAAUCUCCCACAACAACCACAGAUGCAGCGAAAACAACAAAAGCUUCAGCAAUAACACCCGAAGUGCUGGCCUCAACAACCACAGCUGCUCCAACAACAACCACAGCUGCACAAACUUCAACAACAGCUUCUCCCACAACAACCACAGCUUCUCUCAUAACAACCACAACGUCUCCCACAACAACCACAGCUUCUCCCACAACAAUCACAGUUGCAGCUAUAACAACCAGAGUUGCAGCAAUAACACCCGAAGUGCUGGCCUCAACAACCACAGCUGCUCCAACAACAACCACAGCUGCACAAACUUCAACAACAGCUUCUCCCACAACAACCACAGCCUCAACAACCACAGCUGCUCCAACAGCAAUCACAGCUGCACAAACUACAACCACAGCUUCUCCCACAACAACCUCAGUUGCAGCUACAACAACAAAAGCUUCUCCCACAACAAACACAGCUUCUCCCACAACACCCACAGCUUCUCCCACAACAACCACAUCUUCUACCACAACAACCACAGCUUCUCCCACUACAACCACAGUUGCAGCUACAACAACAAGAGCUGCAGCAACAACAACUGAAGUGCUGGCCUCAACAACCGCAGAUGCUCCAACAACAACCACAGCUGCACAAACUACAACCACAGCUUCUCCCACAACAACCACAGCUUCUACCACAACAACCACAGUUGCAGCUACAAAAACAAAAGCUGCAGCAACAACAACCGAAGCUCUGGCCUCAACAACCACAGCUUCUCCCACAACAACCACAGCUUCUCCCACAACAUUCACAACUUCUCAAACAAAAACCACAGCUUCUCCCAAAACUACAGCUUCUCCCACAACAACCACAGAUUCUCCCACAACAACCACAGCUUCUACCACAACAACCACAGCUUCUCCCACAACAACCACAGCUUCUCCCACAACAACCACAGUUGCAGCUACAACAACAAAAGCUGCAGCAACAACAACCGAAGCUCUGGCCUCAACAACCACAGCUGCUCCAACAGCAAUCACUGAUUCUCCCACAAAAACCACAGCUUCUCCAACAACAACCACAGCUUCUCCCACAACAACCACAGCUUCUCCCACAACAACCACAGCUUCUCCCACAACAACCAAAGCUUCUCUCACAACAACGACAGUGUCUCACACAACAACCACAGCUUCUACCACAACAACCACAGUUGCUGCUACAAAAACAAUAGCUGCAGCAACAACAACCGAAGCUCUGGCCUCAACAACCACAGCUUCUCCCACAACAACCACAGCUUCUCCCACAACAUUCACAACUUCUCACACAACAACCACAGCUUCUCCCAAAACUACAGCUUCUCCCACAACAACCACAGAUUCUCCCACAACAACCACAGCUUCUACCACAACAACCACAGCUUCUCCCACA
Messenger RNA from Oncorhynchus mykiss (rainbow trout), 2259 nucleotides. The record is from RefSeq and is a predicted model, not a curated record. NCBI's taxonomy places the organism in Eukaryota, Metazoa, Chordata, Actinopteri, Salmoniformes, Salmonidae.